Molecule: messenger RNA, 537 nt
Organism: Teleopsis dalmanni
Lineage: Eukaryota; Metazoa; Arthropoda; Insecta; Diptera; Diopsidae
Exons: 4
Coding region: 1-537 (178 amino acids)
Source: RefSeq, a predicted model, not a curated record
AUGAAUUUUAAGGAUAAUAUGCUUAAAUCGAUAAUCGCAAUAUAUAUGCUGCAAAUAAUAUUUUGCUAUGGCUUGUCAAAGUUCACCAACAUCCAAUGUUUCAAUUUGGAUGAAAAUUUUUCUCAUUUUUCGGAGUGUCGUAUGAGGGCGGUUAAGCGAGAUGUUACUGAAAUAAACAUUAAAGCCAAAUUAUUACAAUCAAUUACAGCUAAUAUUACUAUGCGUUGGCAAUUAAUGAAGAAAGCAAGUGGCUAUAAACCAUUCCUCUAUGAUGUCUCAGCAGAUGUAUGUGACUAUUUGGAAAAACCCAACCAUCCAUUUAUUAAUAUAAUACUACACUCUUUCGGUAAUCAUAGCAUUAAAGUACAAAAAUGCCCCAUUAAUGAUGAAAUUGGUUUGGUACAGUUUCAAUUUCCGAUGAAGACUUUGGAGUCUUUGCCAUUGCCUUUUGGAGAGUAUGGGCUAUUUUCUACUUUUACUGUGCAGGGCAUUGAACGCGCGGCAAUAAAAGCUUAUUUUGUACUAACAGAGUUUUAG